This is a messenger RNA of Tauraco erythrolophus (red-crested turaco), 1292 nucleotides long. The record is from RefSeq and is a predicted model, not a curated record. NCBI's taxonomy places the organism in Eukaryota, Metazoa, Chordata, Aves, Musophagiformes, Musophagidae.
GCACGUGCAUGGCUCCAGAGAGGCUGCAAUAUGCAGAGCUCCAGGAGAGUUUCAGCACGAUGAAGAGUUUUCCUGUUGGAACCACGGUAUCGUACGUCUGCCGGCCAGGGUAUAUAAGAAUCCCUGGAAAACCGCUAGAUCGUACGUGUGGUGAAGACUUACAGUGGUCACCUACAGAGGAGUUCUGUAGAGCGAGAAAAUGUAACCACCCAGGAGAAUUACAACAUGGCUUUAUUAACGUGACAGAUCUUACAUUUGGUUCAAAGGCUACUUUUUCUUGCGAAGCAGGAUUCAGAUUACGUGGAACUGAUGAAAUUUCCUGUGUGAUUAAGAAUAAUGUUGUUGACUGGAAUAAAGAUCUUCCUUUCUGUGAAAUAAUUCCUUGUGGCCCACCUCCAAGUAUAGCCAACGGGCGCUACACUGAACUGCAGAGCUAUGUUUAUCAAACUGCGGUGACCUAUUCGUGCGAUGCUGCAUCCAGAGGCGCAGAUCCCUUCUCGCUGAUUGGCCCAGCUACUAUUUUCUGCACAUACGAUGAACACUCAAAUGGAGUUUGGAGUGAACCACUUCCACAAUGUAGAGUGGUCAAAUGUGAUAACCCGAAAGUUGAAAAUGGAAGAAAAAAAACGGGAUUUGGACCUUCCUAUAGCUAUGAGGACUCAGUCAUGUUUGAGUGUGAUCCAGGCUAUGUCAUGAUCGGACCAGCAAUAAUUACCUGUGGAGAAAAUAACACCUGGUCUCCUCCAAAACCAACUUGUGAAAAAAUUACUGAAGAUGCAUGUGGUGCCCCAAAGAUCACACAUGGAGUAGUGAUUCCACUGAAAUCUGUGUAUGAAGGAGGAGAGUCUGUUCAGAUAAAGUGCAAUGCUUACUGUACUUUUCAUGAUGGCACUGGAGAGAUGACAGCAACUUGUCAAGGACAGAAUACGUGGAGUUCUUUACAAAACUGUUCGUGUGGGUCUGAAAUUUCUGGUGUCACUCCACACAUAAGUUAUGGUAGAGUAGUUGAUGGACAAAAACCUUCGUAUUCUGUUGGGGAUUUUAUUACAGUUGAAUGUUAUGCAGGCUACACGUUGCAUGGUGAAGCUCGUAUUCAGUAUGUUGGAGAAAACAAAUGGGUUCCUGGAGUACCAACUUGCCAAUUAAGUGCGUAUAUUACGGCCAUCAUCUGUGUGAUUGUGGCAAUUGUGGUGUUCCUGGCAGCCUUCUGGAUCUAUAAGAAAUUCUUUUCACAAAAUGGGAAACGUGACAGCACUCCAUGUACUGCCGAAUAUAAGAUCUGUAAAGCAUGA